AUGGUUGACGUAACUUAUGGAAUCCCUCUAGAUAUUCGUGAUGCUGCUUUGAAAAUGGCUGGCAUACCCAAUGAGUACGCUAUAGAGUCCCAAACCAGAAACAGAGAGGUGAAAGCUAUCAUGGGAGAUAAACAGGAAGCAAAACACAGGGAGAAUGAAAGCGAGGAAGUUGAAGAGAUCGAGCAGAAAAGAUUGAAAGCUCAUGCGAUCCUCGAAACGCUAGCUGCCAAGUUAUCAUCUAAGAGAAAUGUCAAGGAAAGAGCAAUUGAAGUUGCCAACAAAGACAUGACAAAAAUCGUGGCCAAACUACCUUUUGGUGGAACAUUGACUCCUCCAGUAGACUCUAGUAUUAAGUCAUUUUUCGUAUUUGGCUUCUCACCCGAAAUGCCGCAGUAUGCCCUCUCUAACUACUGUGAGAGGUUUGGUCCAACUAUCAUCAAGGUUGUUCACCGGUCCAGAUGUGCCUAUGUUACAUUUUCGGCACGAAAAGGUGCAGAAGAGUUUGCCAAUGAAAUCGCCACUAAAGGAAUGAGCAAAAAUCCAAGAACUCCUGGUUUGGUGGUUAUUGAUGGCAAGUACCCAGUUCGAGUAGCUUGGGGUGCACCUAAGCCAUUAGGUACAAGCAAUGAUGACCACAACAAAAUCGGCCUGGUUGUCGUGAAGGUAAUGAAACAGCUAGCAGAGAAAGACGCCUCACCUCAAAAGAAUAAGCGAAAAGUGGAAAAGGUCAAGAAAUCAUACAAGGCCGCCAGUGGAGAUACGGAGAUCUAA
Messenger RNA from Sungouiella intermedia, 771 nucleotides. NCBI's taxonomy places the organism in Eukaryota, Fungi, Ascomycota, Pichiomycetes, Serinales, Metschnikowiaceae. The record is from the annotation of a GenBank genome assembly.